Messenger RNA from Mesorhabditis spiculigera, 1482 nucleotides. NCBI's taxonomy places the organism in Eukaryota, Metazoa, Nematoda, Chromadorea, Rhabditida, Rhabditidae. The record is from the annotation of a GenBank genome assembly.
AUGGCGAGAUCUCCGUCCAGUUCAAGCUCCAGCUCGGCCUCUUCCGAUGACUCGAAGCCUCUCUUCCCAGCCGAUGGCAAAAGCAAAUCUCGUUCUCCAAGCCGAACCUCUGAUCGGAGCAGCAAGUCGAGCAAGUCUCCGGUCAAGCGACGCAGAAGCCGAAGCGGAUCUCGGGAUCCACCAGCAAGAUAUUCUUCAAGACCAGUUAAAAGGAGCCGUUCUCCGAUUCAAGACCGUAGGCGUAAGCGCUCUACUUCUGUCAAGAAAGAGAGGAGCCCGAGCCCAGUGAAGAGAAGGAGCCCCAGCCCUGCGAGGAGGAGAAGCCCCCCACGGAGACGCGAACGCUCAACUUCUGCGAAAAAGGAAAGGAGCUCGAGCCCGGUGAAGAGGAGGAGCCCCAGCCCCUCGAGGAGGAGAAGCCCUCCCAGAAGACGUCAGCGUAGCAGAAGCAACGAUCGGGGACCACCUCCUCGUGAUCGUGAUCGCCGCCGUUCACGCUCACCGCCUCCUCGACGUGGUGACAGUCCUCCAUGGAAGUCGGAAAAAAGAUCAACCAGGCGACGAUCGCGCUCCGGAAGCCCCGAGGAUGAUGACGACAAGAGAAAGCGUGGCGAAUCGGAGUGGAAAAUCAAAGAGGACCAGAAAUGGAAAAAGCGCAGAGACCACCGUGAAGCGAUCGCCGAGGAGGGUGUGCAAAAGGUGUGGGGAAUGUCGCCGACCCACGACGAUAUUCAGCACGUCUACGUUUUGCUAGAAGAAACUGAGCGGAUGCGGGAAGAGGAGACCAAGAAAUUCGAGAAGCAGCAAAAGGAGCGAGACAGGGAGCGCAAGGAAAAGAUGAAAGCGGAAGGCAAACAUAAUUUUUCCAAAUUUAUCUUUCCUCAGGAUUCAACGUGUCGGACAGAAGAGAAAAAGAAAAAGAAGGCGAAGAAACAGAAGAAGGAAAAGAAGGCCAAAAAGGACAAGAAGAAGAAGGCCAAGAAGCGCAAGGCAGAUUCUGAUUCCGAUGACGACAAGAAGAAAGACAAAAAGAAGAAGAAGAAAAAGAAGCGCGAGGCCGAGGAAGUGGAGUACGUGCCCAAAUCCGAAUCUGAAGAGGAAAUGGCCGGUCCGGCGAUUCCGCAAGACAUCAUCGACAGCGACAAGGCGUACCACGACAUUGAGCGGCAAUUGAAACAAAGCAAGGAUAUGCUCCGGGGUGAAGCCGCGGCGAUGGCGGCUUACGUGGCUCGCGGUGAGCGGAUUCCGCGUCGAGGCGAGAUUGGUCUGAGUAGCAACGAGAUCUCCUACUUUGAACGGGCUGGCUAUGUGAUGUCGGGUACUCGCCACAAAGCGAUGGAAGCGACGCGGUUGCGCAAGGAAAACCAGGUCCUAACCGCCGACGAGAAGCGCCUGCUCAGCGGCUUCUCCCAGGAAGAGCGUCGCAAGAAGGAGGAGGCCGUCAUGUCCCAAUUCCGGCAACUCAUCGACGCCAAUCGCAAA